This is a messenger RNA of Colossoma macropomum (tambaqui), 3898 nucleotides long. It is a transcript of the gene ablim3, whose product is annotated as actin binding LIM protein family, member 3. Gene Ontology annotation, molecular function: actin filament binding. The record is from RefSeq and is a predicted model, not a curated record. Lineage: Eukaryota; Metazoa; Chordata; Actinopteri; Characiformes; Serrasalmidae. The transcript is spliced from 22 exons. Bases 332 to 2401 code for a protein of 689 amino acids. Gene Ontology annotation, biological process: cytoskeleton organization; lamellipodium assembly; cilium assembly. Gene Ontology annotation, cellular component: actin cytoskeleton; stress fiber.
UCCACAAAAGCACGGAAUGUGACUAGGCAACACUGCACCUUAAACGCGGCCCUUUAUUGAGCGUGCUUUCAGCUGACACUGUCACACGAGGCGCAUCGCUGGUAAUCGCCUCAGUGAGCGGGAACACCCCGCUGUCUCCACACUGAGUCCACGGCUUCUGGCAGUGCCAGCUUUCGGAGACAAUGCUGAGGGGAUUUUUAUUUUUGUUGUUACUGAUUUGAGUGAUUCAUAUCACUUGAGGUGCUUUUCCAAGUUCCAUCCACACGGACAAUUCUGCUGAAACAACGCUGGCUCCAGGUUCUCUCGGAUGUAGGCUAAUUCUCUCAGCAUCAUGAGCGCGAGCGCAGUACCUUAUCAGCAGAGCUCCUACGGCAGUGAUCGAAGCUCUGGACCAAUCUACUGCUUCCGCUGCAGAGAACUGUGUAAAGGGGAGGUUGUACGAGUGCAAAGCAUCCACUUCCAUGUGAAGUGCUUCACUUGCCAAGUGUGUGGCUGUGACCUGGCUCGUUCGGGAUUCUUCCAGAAGAGCGGCGAGUACAUCUGCACGGCAGACUAUCAGCGACUGUACGGUACGAAGUGCGACAGCUGUGGGGACUUUAUCACAGGAGAGGUGGUCUCAGCGCUGGGCCGUGCAUACCACCCAAAGUGCUUUGUCUGCAGCGUCUGCAGAAAACCCUUUCCUAUUGGAGACAGGGUGACAUUCAGUGGCAAAGAGUGUGUCUGUCAACAGUGCUCUCACAAGCUUGUCUCUUCAAAUGAGCCGAUCAAGAUUCAUGGGCCAAGUCACUGUGCAGGCUGUAAGGAAGAGAUCAAGCAGGGCCAGUCUCUCCUGGCAUUGGAGAAACAGUGGCAUGUCAGCUGCUUUAAGUGCCAGACCUGCGGAAUGGUUCUCACCGGAGAGUACAUCAGCAAAGAUGGUAUUCCUUACUGUGAAUCAGAUUACCAUGCCCAGUUUGGAAUAAAGUGUGAGUCCUGCAACAGAUAUAUCAGCGGACGAGUACUGGAGGCUGGAGGGAAACACUACCAUCCUACCUGUGCUCGCUGUGCCCGGUGUCAGAUGAUGUUUACGGAGGGGGAGGAGAUGUACCUGACAGGUUCUGAGGUGUGGCAUCCAGUGUGUAAGCAGGCAGCUAGGGCAGAGAGGAAGCUGCGAGUACGACGCAUGUCUGAAACCUCCAUCUCACCUCCAGGCUCCAGCAUCAGCUCCCCCAGCCGAGUCAUCUGUGCCAGAGUGGAGAACGAGGUCCUAGAGUACAAAGAUCUGGCUGCGCUGCCUAAGGUUAAGGCCAUUUACGAUCUGCAGAGGCCUGAUUUCUUAUCCUAUGAGCCAUAUCACAGAUACUACUCCGACGACAGGCUAGAGCGCCUCAGCUACGGGGAGUCUCUGGGAACACUCUCUCCUUAUUCUCAGGACAUGUAUGACAGUGUGGACCUGAGGCAGCGGCGCUCUUCUAGCCCCGGCUAUAUUGACUCACCCACCUACAGCAGACAGGGCAUGUCGCCCAUCCUGCCUCGCUCGCCUCAGCACUACUACAGAUAUGGCUCUGAGAGUGGCAGGAGCUCGCCAUAUUACCCACAGCUGGAGGCCAGGUCCAGCACACCCACCACCAACCAAGCACCCAAGCAUUUCCAUGUGCCAGCAACAGCGGAGCCCAACAUCUACCGGAAGCCUCCCAUCUAUAAGAGACAUGACAAUCACAACACAGCCACCAAAAGCAAGACGAGUGAAGAUCUCCUCCAAUCCUCCAAGUUCUCAACAGCCUAUUCACCUGAGCACUACCAGCACUCACAAUCUGAAUACUACCAGUACACCAGCUCUCCUAAAUCUUUACGGGUUCCCCGGAGAAGAUUCUCAUCAGGAGGAGAGGAAGAUGGUUGGAAUUAUGGCCUUCAAAGAAUUCAGGGUGGGAUCGGCAGGAUGAUCCUGAAGGAGGAGAUGAAAGCCCGCUCCGGUUCCUAUGACAACGACCCCUGGGGCAGCGCACGGAACUCCCGCAGCGGCAGCAAGGAGACGCUGCACAGCAUGAGCUACAACAACACCAUCAACGGCUCUCCCCAGGCACCCUAUCCAGCUGAAAAUGACUACAUAUCUAAAUCAGCCUCUUUACCAGGGUAUGGCAGGAAUGGAAUUCAUAGGCAGCAGAAUACAGACUACUUUCAGUAUGACAGCGGAAAUGAAGUCAACUGGGGAAUCAGAGAAUACAAGGUUUACCCUUAUGAGGCUCUGAUUGUGACCACCAGAGGGCGAAACCGGUUACCAAAGGAUGUAGACAGAACCAGACUGGAGAGGCAUCUCUCUCCUGAGGAGUUCUACCAGGUAUUUGGGAUGACCAUGGCCGAGUUUGACCGACUGGCACUGUGGAAGAGGAACGAAAUGAAGAAGCAAGCCAGGCUGUUCUAGUGUUCCUGCUCUACAUGCAGAGACAGAGCUACUCACCUGUCCAAAUCCAGCCAAACAAAUACUGCCUCUUCACUACACAUUCAUACCCCAACUGAACAACAGACGCACUGUGCCACUGGACAUGUGACAGGCACAUACUUAGUAUUACAUGGACCAGGAUCUGUGAGAGGAAGAAUGAGAAAAAGAGAGUAAUGAGAAAGACUUGUGGUCAUAUUUGGCUCUUUGUUUUAAGUGUUGCUUUAAUAGGUUGUUUUUUUUUAUUUAUGAAUGGCAAGAAUGAGGACAUGUGAAGAUUUGGGAUUUUGCCUUACAUUUUUGGUUAACUUGCACCAGCAGAGUGACUAGAAUGUAGAGUGUUAAUCAGAGAUUUUGUUUUGUUGUUCAUCGCUUGGGUAAACACAUUAAUAUCUUUUCUUAGCAUUUACUUCUCUUUAUGGACCAUUUUUCAGCUUAAAAUAGUGGCACACAGCAGAACUAAAGCAAAAUAAUAGGUUAGACUGAUGGAAACAUGCAAGCUUUUGCAUGACCAUGGAAACCAAAGUUUGACUGUCGUGUUUGAUGUAAAGAAUAAACAAAAUGUAGGGAAUGAGCACCACUCUUGCUAUUGUGAGUACUGAAUGUAAAUUUUCUCCACAAAAAAAAGAGGAUUAUUAGGCACAGUCUGAAGAAUGUGUUGAACCAUCCAUAGAGUUUUGUGAUGGUAGAGGUAGGCAUCAGUGGCUAGUUUAUCAUUAUUUCUUGCAAUCUUGAAGAAAAAUAUCUAGGAAUAUCUACACUGACGGCUGAUGCGGAGUGUUAAAGAAGAAAUAUAAGAGGGUCAUGGUGCAUUUUUUUUUCCAAGAUGCUAUAUUAAUGCUUCUGUUUACUCGUAUUUAGAGUUAUCGUUGUUGGGAAGGAGCUUUGAUUUUAUUUUUAAUUAUUUUAUUUUUUCUUCAGCAACCUGUUUUGGACUUGUUCCAUUUUGGCUUAUGGCAUUAAGUUAAUACUCAUACGCUAUGUCACAUUUGCUCUUUGUUUAUAUCGCAAGCGUGCUUAUGGAUUGAUUGUUCGGACAAUCAGAAAGGCGUCCACUACGAUGUGUAAUUUUACUAGAGUGUACAUGAAACUAUUGCAACAAAUAACAGAACUGACCACUAUUGCACUUAAUUAGGACCUAAUAGUGACGUCCUUAAUGCCAAGGGAUAAUUAUGUGCAUUGUGUAUAAUUAUAUAAGUUUUGGACCUCACAAACAAACAGGUAAAACAGGUCUCUUUGUUUUUUUGUUUUUUUUGUUCCGCCUUUGCGUGUAGUGUUUACUGCCUGUUUGCCAUUAGAAUGUUAUGAAGUGUUCUACCGGCUUCAUAGUCAGGUGGGAGGUUGAAGUUAGAACAUAUUUUUGAUUCUCCCUUUUUUUAAACAGUACAGCUACCUGUCUAGCUAACUUUAUUUAUCUGUCAGUACAGUUUCAGCAAAACUAUGUACAUCUUAUAUUUAAAUAAAAAGGUUGUUUCUUGUGUA